GCGCCGGGCGCGGCCAUUCUGCUGGGAUGUGCGCGGUGCCAUCGGUAGACGACAUUCCUUGGAUUAUAAAGCCUUCCAGGUGCAAUGGCAGAUCCCAUCCGCUGGGCCCGAUACCGUUGGCAGCGACUGAUAUCAGCAGAGGGCAGGGAAAGCAGCAGCAACAAUUCAAGUAGCAAGUACCAUCAAUCAUCAAAAACUACGGGCAAACAUAGGGUAGUGAUACCCUGUUUGGGACAUUUUAAAGAAGAGUAUGAAAAAGUAUCAAAACUAUACAUGAACAACAAAAUACGGACUACUAAGUAUACUUUACUGAAUUUUUUACCACGGAAUUUAUUUGAACAAUUUCACAGAGUUGCCAAUUUGUAUUUCCUAUUUCUAGUUGUCCUAAAUUGGGUUCCUCUGGUGGAAGCUUUCCAAAAAGAAAUUACAAUGCUACCUCUGGUAGGGGUUCUGACAGUUAUUGCAGUGAAGGAUGGUUUGGAAGAUUACUCAAGAUACAAAAUGGAUAAACAGAUAAACAACUUGCUAACCAAAGUAUAUAGCAGGAAGGAGAAGAAAUACAUAGAUGAAUGCUGGAAAAAUGUCAAUGUUGGAGACUUCGUCCGACUUUCACGUAAUGAAAUCAUUCCUGCUGACAUGGUGCUGUUAUAUUCCAGUGACCUGGAUGGGAUCUGUUACAUUGAAACAGCAGGCCUUGAUGGAGAAACCAAUCUGAAGCAGAGACAGGUGGUGAAAGGAUAUGCAGAGCAGGUCUCUGAAAUUGAUCCAGAGGAAUUUUCCAGUAGAAUAGAGUGUGAAAGUCCUAACAACAACCUCAGUCGAUUCCGAGGCUUUGUUGAGCAUUCAAACAAGGAUCGAGUGGCUCUCAGCAAGGAAAACUUACUCCUGCGAGGAUGCACAGUAAGAAACACAGAAGCUGUUGUAGGCAUAGUGGUUUAUGCAGGUCAUGAAACCAAAGCCAUGCUGAAUAACAACGGCCCUCAUUACAAGCGCAGUAAAUUGGAAAGAAAAGUGAACACUGAUAUUCUUUGGUGUGUUCUACUUCUAAUUUUGAUGUGUUUAACUGGAGCAAUGGGCCAUGGAAUUUGGUUAACUAGGUAUUCGGAAAUACCUUUUAUGAACAUCCCCAAGCCAGAUGGGAAAUCGGUUCCUCCAAUAUUAGCAGGGUUCUAUAUGUUCUGGACGAUGAUAAUUUUAUUACAGGUCUUGAUCCCAGUUUCUCUCUAUGUUUCAAUUGAAAUUGUCAAAUUGGGACAGAUCUAUUUAAUACAGAAUGACAUUGAUUUUUACCAUGAGAAAACAGAUUCAACUAUUCAGUGUCGAGCACUGAAUAUUGCUGAAGACCUUGGCCAGAUUCAAUAUAUCUUCUCUGACAAGACUGGAACCCUCACUGAAAAUAAAAUGGUUUUUCGGAGAUGCAGCAUUGCAGGACAGGAGUAUUGCCAUGAGGAAAAUGCAAAGAGGUUGGAAUCCUAUCAAGAGAUGGAUUCAGAGCAUGAGGAUUCGGUUGAUUGUCAGUGUGGCUCUGCAACACAUAUGUCAAAAUGGCAGAGGCACAACUGCAGAGCUGUGUGUGAACCUUUGAACAGAAAGUCUUUGAACCAGUUGUCUGGUAGUUACCCUGCAUUCAUAAGGGAAGAUGGAGCAGGUGAUGGUCCCCACUCAGGACACAUGGCUUUCAGCAGUCCCAUUGAAACAGAUGUUAUACCAGACACACAGCUGCUGGAGAAGUUCAGUCAAAUUUCUUUUCAUUCCUAUCAAAAGUCAGAAGAAGCUAGCAGCAAGUUAUCUUUGGAGACAAUGUAUAUCACUGACUUCUUUCUUGCUCUGGCAAUCUGUAAUACUGUUGUGGUUUCAGUCCCCCAUCAGCCACGUCAGAAGAUGAGACUCUCUUCACUGGGUAGGAUGCCUAUUAAAUCGCUUGAGGAUAUCAGGCAAAUGUUCCAGAGGCUGUCAGUCCGGAGACUGAGUUCCUCCCCACUUCCAAGUGUGAAGGAGUCAUCAUCUGAAAGCCCCAAUAGUUUUGUGAGAAAACUGUCUAUUUUCAGAAUGAAACUGGCCUCACCUGCUUUAGAUGGAGCUGCUCAAAGGGCUGGUGAACCUCACAAUACUGACAGCCCAGAAAAUUCCCAAGUGCCUCAGGAACUAGAUAUGGUGAAUGGAGCUGGCUGUGAACCCAACAGUGCUGUGUCAUCUAUUGAGUUAUCUCCCUUACCUAAACUAUGUUAUGAAGCCGAGAGUCCGGAUGAAGCUGCUUUGGUUCACGCUGCCAGGGCUUAUAAAUGCGUUUUACAGUCUAGGACUCCAGAUCAAGUAACUGUGGACUUUGCAGGUCUGGGAUCUUUAACGUUUCAGCUUCUGCAUAUCCUGCCUUUUGAUUCACUGCGGAAAAGGAUGUCAGUGGUGGUUCGGCAUCCGGUCUCCAACAAAGUGGUGGUGUACACAAAAGGCGCAGACUCAGUCAUGAUGGAUUUGUUGAGAACUGCAUCUGAAGCAUGUACUAAUAAUUCAGAAGUUGAAGAGAAGAUUAAAGAGAGAACUCAGCAGCAUUUGGAUGACUAUGCCAGAAGAGGACUGCGCACUCUGUGUAUUGCUAAGAAGGUGAUGAGUGAUGCAGAAUAUGCAGAGUGGUUAAAUCAUCAUUUUUUAGCAGAAACCAGUAUUGACAACAGGGAGAAGCUGCUGCUUGAAUCUGCCACGAGGCUUGAGACAGAACUAACUUUGCUCGGUGCCACUGGCAUUGAAGAUCGCCUGCAGGAGGGUGUUCCGGACACGAUACAGGCAUUACGGAAAGCGGGAAUAAAAAUAUGGAUGCUGACAGGUGACAAGAGAGAGACAGCUGUCAACAUUGCCUAUGCUUGUAAGCUGCUGGAACCAGAUGACAGAAUCUUCAGUCUUAAAUCACAAAGUAGGGAUGUCUGUGCCUUGGUAAUGAGCAAAAUUUUAGAAGACAUCCAGAAGAAUGCUUCUGCCAAAAAAAACCCCAGUCAGAAGCUUGGAAAUGUCUCUACAAGUCCCUCCACCCAAGCUCCAGGGUUCAGUGCAGGCCUGGUUAUUGAUGGAAGGACUUUAGAGCAUGUCCUUCAUGACAGCCUACAGAAUAUUUUCUUGGAACUCACAGAAAAAUGUCGGGCUGUAGUCUGCUGCCAAGCCACACCACUACAGAAGAGUGUCCUGGUCAAGCUGGUGCGAAGUAAGCUAAAGGCAGUGACGUUAGCUGUAGGUGAUGGUGCCAAUGACGUCAGUAUGAUCCAGGUGGCUGACACUGGUGUGGGAAUAUCGGGCCAAGAAGGCAUGCAGGCUGUGAUGGCAAGUGACUUUGCAAUCUCUCAGUUUAGACACCUCAGGAAGCUGCUGCUUGUCCAUGGUCACUGGUGUUAUACCAGACUUGCCAACAUGGUGCUUUACUACUUCUACAAGAAUGUGACCUACGUGAACCUCCUAUUUUGGUACCAGUUUUUCUGUGGGUUUUCAGGCACAUCAAUGACUGACUACUGGAUCUUGAUUCUUUUCAAUCUCCUUUUUACAUCGGUGCCACCCAUCAUUUACGGUGUCUUGGACAAAGAUGUAUCUGCAGAGAUACUCAUGCAGCUCCCACAGCUGUACAUAAUGAGCCAGAAAUCUGUGGCUUACUUGCCUUCAACUCUCUGGAUAACCUUGCUGGAUGCUUUUUACCAAAGUCUGGUUUGCUUUUUUGUGCCUUACUUUACUUACUAUGACUCAGACAUAGAUAUUCUUUCUUUUGGAAACCCUAUAAACACAGCAGCGCUCUUCACAAUACUGUUUCACCUUCUCAUUGAGUGCAAGUCUGUGACUUGGAUACAUACAGUAGUUAUAGUUGGCAGCAUCCUGUUUUACUUUAUCUUCACUCUGGCUUUUGGAGCAACCUGCAAAACCCACAACCCACGAUCAAAUUCUUACUGGAUCAUGGAAAAGCACAUAACAGACCCAGUAUUUUACUUAGUUUUCCUCCUGACUACUUGUGUUGCUCUGCUACCCAGAUAUUUUCUGAGAGUUCUCCAAGGAACAUUGUUUCCAUCUCCGUUAUUGAGAGCCAAGCACCUUGACAGACUGACCCUGGAGGGGCAGACAGAAGCAAUUAAGAGAUGGAAAGAUGAGUGCAAUGUGAAUGAUAGAGGGGAGUCCCAAGCUACUUCUGUGUCUUUCAGUUCAGCUGCAGGUGCUGUAUCAGAGGAGGAAACCAUUGACAGUGUUUUGCCGACAUCUAAAACACCUUUUCAGGCCUGUUCAAGAGAUGGGUUAGUAGAGGACACCUCCUCCUUACUAGACAUUCAGGAUGAUUCUGGGAGUACAAAUGACUUGAACUCUAAAGAAUUUCUGAACUUAUCAAAGGAAACUAAUACAGAUACAUUUGGUGGUAUUAAUUCAUGUGCCAAAGUCUCUGUGUGUGCUUCUGAAGUGGGCAGCAGUGCUGUAUCUCCAGCAGAAAAAGCAGGUUUGAAUUCUCUUUUGUGUGAAGAAGAUGCUUUACUCUGUUUUACAAAGUUGGAAUGCUAACUGGUUAAACACAAGAGUAAUAACUGCUGAUUUAUGCUACACUGUGGUUCUGUUUUCUUCAACCAAGGUAGAUGACACACACAUUUCCUUAAAAGCUUUUUUGUUUAUAAAACUUUUCAAUAAUUUAUUAAGAUGUUCAAGAUCUCAGAGGCUGGGUUGUUUUUUAUAUAUCUUCAUACAGUAGACUUUGCAUACUGCUUAUUUCUUGUAUGCAACAUUGCAUAAUACGUAAUGGUAUUGCAUGGAUGCAGAUUUGCAGGAUCCAGUUAAGGUAAGUCAUCCUGCUCCUUUGCAGUGCUACCCUAGAAUCCUGGCAUUCCCUGGGAUUCACCAUUUGCUGAAGUGUGAAGUAAGCAGAAGGGCUGGGAUGUAAAGUUACUGGUUGGCUUGUUUCAAGACUUGUAGUUACUUGUUGCAGUGUGUGUACACAGUAAUUUCUAUAACCAUUAUGGUCCAGUUUGUUCACCAGGCUAUUGCAUGGGCCAUCUCACUGCUGGCCAAACACCUUUCUAACCAUCAGGAGAGCAGCCCAGAAGAGACAUGUGUCAUGUGUGUCCCUCACCUUUCUCUUCACGAAAAGAGCAAAUCCUAGUGCAGUCUUUUGUUCUCUGUGUUAGUUCAUCCUCCUACUGCAUCCCUCCAUUUUGACUCCAUGUACCAUUCCACAUUAUUUGCCACUGACAGGACUUCUUUUCCUCCCCACCCAAUUCAGAUGUUGACUGCUUGACUUUUCUGUAAACUGCCUCCUGCCUGCACUGCAGAAUUGUCUGGCAGUGGGUAACUCCGGUCUGUCUUCAGGCUUUCUCUUACAAAUAGCAGCUUCUAGCUGAUGAGAUCACUCUUUACUCUCAGGUGUUUUUACAUUCUUCCAGACUUUUAUAAUAAUCAGCUGAAGUGUCUCUAAAGGCUGCUCAGAAGAAGGUAUAGCCCACUGCAUAUCCCACAUCCGAGUGCUGUUGCUCAUCUCCUCUUGGAGGUAGAUGAGUCCUGCCUCUGUCAUUUUCCCACUGCUCAGCACACUGAACAAAGGUGGUUGAGGUACACAUGGCUACUUCUGGAUUCCAGACUAAAAUAUGGCUACCAUUUUACUUCCCUCCAUUUACUUCCCUUUGCCAGUUACAUGGCAGAUUUAUGGAGGAACUUAGGAAAAUUUUUUGUAUCCGCUAACACCUGUUGAAAUAAAAAAUUUCCUCAAACUGUAGCUGCUAAUGAAUUAUUAGUAUUGAGCCCAUUUUUUGGUUCUGUUACUUUCUGAAAGUUUCUGCUUUCCAGUUGCCAAGAUUUGUGUUUAUUUUUAGGCACUGUGUUUGGGGCAAGGGCUCUGCUUUUUAAUUGAACCAUGAGCUUUACACAUCAACGAUCAACAUUACAUAUUCCACAUCUUUUAAGAUCUCUGCAAGAAUUUAAACAAACGCUGUGAGGUCUGAGACAGCUGCUGCUAUGCAGGGCAGAUACUGAGGGUAUGCUAAGUUCAUUCAAAUGCCGGUCACCACAUGUUACCAAAAGUUUAAAACAGUUCUGUUUUCAAAAGGUAAAAUGUAAUUAGGGCUGACUCCAUCCCUAGUGUUAGUGAGGAGAAAAAGAGAAAAAUAACCCUUUUGUUUUUUCUUCUAUAGAAAUAAAAAAGAGGAAGGAGCCAGUGAUGACAGCUAUUUCUGAAUUUUUUUUUUUAAUCUGGUUGAACAUAAGAGAAAAUGUUUUGUUAAGUUCUAACAUCAAGUUAGUGGGGACCUUUGAAGUGAUGGCAGACAUUCAAAUUCUAAGAGAUCAUGUUGAGCAUGUUGAUUUGCAGUUACGUUUUCAGAUGUUUGUCUGUAACAUCCUUCUUGCUGUGGGGGCACCUUGCUAGGAGUGGCCUCCAGUUGUUCAAGUGAAACAUCUCAGCUUUCUCUACAAGCCAUGGGAGCUGCAAGGUGUCCAAAAAGAAGAUGCAAAACAGCCAGCAGGUUGUGCAGGGAGAUGAGCUGAUACAAGGGCAGAAUCAUACAGGAAGAGACUUACUGGGAUGCCGUGAAAUCAUCUACUCUACUGCACAGCCCCAAGGCAAGCUCGGCUCUACCCUUGCAAUUCGUAGCAGAUGUUCUCCUGUUGUAAAGAGCUCCAGAGAAACAGGCCAGGCCAGUGCUUUCCUGCCCUAGAAGUCAAAUACUGGUUUUGUUUCUAUUGUCUGACCUGAAUGAAUCAUCUGCACCUUAAACCUACGGCACUUGUGUCUACAGGGCAGAUUGUUUUUAUGUUCUGUGAGUCUGUGUCUAUGACUGUUGAGCUUUUAUGGAGGAGCUUUGAGACUUAGCAGUGAUCUGAGGGAGUGCAGGGCUCAGCUCUGUCCCCUCCUGUCACUGUGAAAAAGAGUUUGGAGGACAACACUGGCCUGUGACCUGCCCUCUUAUUGCCUCUGCUACAGGAGCAGAACCUACCAGCACAUUUGUCAGGUAGAUCAUUUGGAGUCAGGAAUUCACAUGGGUCUUACACAAAAGCCGCAAAUAUUCAGAGUGAGAUCUUCCCAAACCUGUCUGUAAGCCAUGGCAUCAAAAUAACUACAUGAAGAAAAAUAAGUUGGAGUCAUCUGUCAGCCCUUAGACCAGCUGCAUGAUGCUCUGGGACAUUUAAAUUGCUAUUAUGUGACUCUUUACAAGCAUGAUCACCCCACUGCUCACAGCUUAGUGCAGGACGCAUCUUAAACUGGAUGAAAGCUGAUUUCAUUUGGGUCUCAAAAGCGCCAGGCUCUGUGGGUUACUGUGAAACUUCAGAUCCUUUUAAAUGUUUCUCUCUGCUGAGAUUGUGUUUUUGUACCACUUGAAAUGGUGCAAAAUAACACACACUUUUUUUAUUUUGUGUCUUGCAUCACUGAUGUAUUUGAUACUGCAUGUUGCUUAAAAUUGUCCUCUAUAGGUUGUGUUCUAGUAGAGGACUUUGAAAAGCAGUCUGGGUGAUAAAAUUAUCUGUUAUCCGCUGCAUAAAACACUUUUUUGGGGGGUUGGUUUUUUUUUUGGUUGGUUGGUAGUUUUUUGGGUGGGAAUUGGUUCAUUGGUUGGUUGGUUGGCUGGUAUUUUUGUGAUGGACAAGCAGCAGAAAUACCUGAGGGCUGUUUGCUGGGAUCACUUGCUGUCUUUUACUGAAGGGAAGAUGAAGGUAGUGAGUCUUUAGUAAAAGCUUCAAAAUGUUAAUUGGCCAUAUCUAAAGUGGUGCCAAAUGAAGGGUGCAAACGAAUUGCUCUCCCUAUACUUCUCAACAGUUCAAUGUUCCCUUUAUUAUUUUUUUUUAGCACUGAAAACAUCAUGAUCCCCUGCUUGCUUCUGCACUCCUGCACUUAGGCACAGCAUGACCUCACUUUUCCAUUUUGAAAACAAGCUUUUUAAGAUCAUCUCACAGGUGCCUUCCAGAUGUCAUGUACAUUUAGGCUUUUGUCGUUUUAAAAUAAACCAAAACAACCACUUUUAAUUGCCCCAAACUUUGCAGCUACACCUAGAGCAGCUUUAACUGCCUUUGUGAUGUGCAAUAUUUGAUUUUGCUUUCACUGCAGCCAUGCCUGUGCUAAACAUUUGCAGGAGGCAGUCAGCCAUUGCCUUUACUGAGCAAGUGUUUUGGCAGCACUGAGGUUUGGUCUGUACCUGGGGCACAAUUUCAGCUGAAUGUUUAGCCCAAGCCAUGUUUUUCCUCAGGCCCACUGGCUGCAGCUCAAGGCUGAGGAGAAGGCAAGGCAGAGUGCCUGCUGCUCCCACCAUCCCUGGCUCUCUGUGAAGGCUAAUGGACAAGUCCUGAAUGUGACUGUGUUAAGAUCAUUCUCACAACUGAAUUUCAGUGUGGGUUUUGUAUUAUUUGUUCUUGUUUUAUUCUGGUUGUGUUACUCUUGCCCUUAUGGUCCUGGCUACCUUACUGCAGUGAAAACAUACAUUUUAACUGUUUUAAGCUUCUGUGUGCUUUUUAUUUUGAUUUCAGCAUGUUUGCAUGUUGUUGAAAUGCUGUGUACAAGUUAAAAGAAGAUUGUUGUUUCAAACUAACUGUAUUCCAGAGAAAUAGCCAUAGAACAAAAUGUGUUCAGAUUGCAGAUUUAGUUUUUCAGAUUUCUCAGUCUGUUGCUGGUAAUAUUCUGUACUGGAAGCAUACACACAGAAGAAACUGAAAGUUUUACAGUGAUAGUAGUGCCAGAAUCUCCACAAGUGUUGCAGUGCUUACAGGCCUGUCAGGGCUGCUUAAAAAAAAGCCAGCUAAGGGUACAAAAAUGCUUUUUGGAGGCUAUUUUUAGGCAUUAUUGCUAAAGUUAUAACUUCACAUCUCCUUAUUACCAUUUAGUCUCUGUUAAGUUUAAAACACAUUUUCAACAGAGAAGUUACUUGGAAAAUGAUUGUAAAUUUUUAUUAGUACAACUAGAAAGACACGCAUCGGCUUGACUGUGUGGCAUUGCUUCCAUUUGGAGCUACUGCUGUGGUAGAAACAAAACUGACAAAUGUUACCUUACCUGUAAGAGAAAAAGUGUAAUUAUGAUCAACACGCAGGGAAAGACUUGCUACAGUGGAAGGAAGAGCAUGUUUGCCUAUUUCAUGUGCACACGUAAAAAAACCAGUAUAAAAAUACCUUUAUAAAAUUACAAAUUUCCUCUUUACACGGAAUGUUGUCAGACAGAGUUGUGUGGAAGGACAAGACCCAACUGCUCCCUCCUAAAGCCAUUUGGGAUGGGAUUUAGCCUGUAAUUUCUUCAUAGGAAUCCCAUACAGGAUCGGUCUAGACCGUAUGUUUAAGCAGGACUCUCCCUCAUUUCCUGGGAGGGACUGCUUGGAAACUGGUGGCAGGCCAAACCCAGUUAAUUAAAAUGUAUAAUUACAUGUUAUCAUUUAGUAAUGCUAAUAUCUACAUGAAUGAUUAUAUGUACUCCAGUGCUUUACAAUAUUCAAAGCUGAUAACCACUUCAUCUGGUGGAGAGAAGUCAGGCUGGGCUGCUCAUUCUGCAACAGCACCUCUUUGGAAAACAGACCUGGCUGAAACAUGUUACCAGGCAUGUCAGAGGUACAGCAGGGCUGGCUGGCUCUGGCAAUCCCUGGGGCUGCCUUCUCAAGGAACUCUUGGUAACUGGCUCCGGCUCCGGGACUUUGAGCUUUGCUGCCCUACAGCUGCAGAGAUCCUGGCCCCAGAGGAAAGCUGAAGUGAGGCCUGAGAGCUCCACCCUCGAUAUCCAUGAGGCAAAGAUAUCAAUAAUCUGCUUCAGCUGUAAUCUACUUGCACUGGAAAAACACGGUCACAGCUGCUUUCUCUCAUUUAUAGCUGGGGGAAGAAGAAUAUUAAAGUGUUACAGUAAAACCAAAAAUCCUUAAGAUACCAAAAAUAAAAAAAAAAACCAAACAACUAAACCAAAACCUAGCAAAGCCUCAGAGGGUUUUCUUUCUGAGCAUGAAACAGUGAUUCAAUAAUCAAUUAGUUUCAGAAUCCAUAACAUAAAUCUUGAAUAUGUAUUAAUAUUGAUGUCUACAGCGCUGCCUAAUAUGACUAAUGUUCUAAUGUCAGUCAUGCUAAAGAAGAUAUGGAGAUAAGAGGUAAACCUUCACUAAAGCAAUAGAUCUAUGUAGAUAAGUUGCAACAUGAUUAUUAGUACCUGAAAUGUCCAUGUGUUACGUCUUUCAAUGCACGUUUCCACAUAUGGCAGUCAUGGUAUUGACAAGGCCCUGCCAUGUUGUUAUGGGGGCAUGCCAGAGGUAGCAGAAAGGGUAAUUAUGUGCCUUAGGCUGGAUUUGUGGGGGACUAGGCACAGCACUGAAAACAGUUUUUAAACACAUUGUUCCCCAGUGGAAUUUAUCCUGUAAUCCUCGGUUCCUGACUUCUCCUUGCUUCUCUGGCCUCCCAAAAGCUGAGAGCUGUGCUGGACAUCACCUACAGAAUUUGAUAAGACACACUGUCCCUCUUGCACCAUGAAGAGGUGCCAAGCUCCAUUAUAAUCUUUUUCAACCUGGAGUCAAGGCUUAGUCUCUUACUACUGCACAGAGCACUCCAUGUCUGGCUACCAAGCACAAGAGCUAGGCUCUUUGAGCCUUUGCUGGUAAAGCUGUUGUACUUAGCUUCACGUAUUUCUAAUACUCAUUUGAACAGAAGCUGGAAUCUCAAGCUGCCUAUUAUUCAAGUUUCUUUCUGCUUUUUACCUUUUCCCAAAUUUUUACUCUUGUUAGUCAAAAUUAAACUUUAAAUGCAAGGCACUAGAAGAGACCUAUCAAAAAAUACUCAGUUCCCAGUAUUAUGGACAGUGCCCAUACUAUAUCUUUUCCAUUUUAAAUCUGCAUAUUCCAUCUCUCACCAGAUGUCCAAACUAGCUGACUUUAGAAGGGGAAACCAUUGCAGUGGCAUAGGCAACCUUCUCAUGUUUUUAGAGGGCUGGAGAAGGUCCCUGCACGCUUUGUGUGCUGAACACACAUGAAGAGAAAAGCCAGUGGGGCACAGGUUUGAUAAAUGCACUGAUCACUGUACUGCUGCCAAGACAUGGAUGUUUCCUGGACAUGUUAGGAUACUGGAAGCUGCAGAAAAUAAAGUGGUAGAAUCUGUCUAAAGAGUGUGAACAAUAAAGUUUUGGUCUUGGGUGCCUCAAGUGGUAGUUACGGGUCUUUUGGCCUACUGGUUCCUCCAUCACUCCUCCGAGAUGCCCAAGCUGGCUCUGGGAACAGAAGCUGUGAAGUCAGGACAGUACAGGGUUAUGCCCAUGCAAGUUUGCCACUCUGAGGGACAGAAUGCAGUGUGCCAGACAGGCACACUGGGAGCAUGUGGCUACACACCUUUGCAGACCUGCAUAUGAGCUUUGAUGUGUCCUGUGCCACAUGGGUGUACAAACCCAUCAAUCUCUUCCACACCCUCCAACGUAUGGUGCGACCAUGUCUUUGUGUUGUCCUUGUGAAUAUAUGUCCUGCAGUGCCACCUGAAUGCACAGAGUUCCUUCCUCAUGACAAGAAGUGAGUGAAAAUGCGUGUGCUACUAAUUGAAUAGUAUUAAAAUAGGUUAUUUAAAAAGGUUUUCCUAGCCUGUGCUGCUACUUAGUUUUAAUAGCUGAAAGGCAGAAAGUGGCUGAUUCUUUCCUUUUAAGCCUUUUGCUGUGUUUGGAAUAGCACCACAACACAGUUAAAAGAAAAGUCCAAAGGAUUAUUAAUUCUACCCCAAAGUAUAUUCAUCAUCAGAGGGUUCAUCAUUAACAUAAACUGCUUGUUCUAUAGCUCCACAACAAGAACAGAUAGAGCUUGAAACUACUUUAUAGAGUUUCUGGACUGCAAAACCUUUAGUGUUGAAGUGCUGACUCCUUUUUUCUUUUGUCUGUCAGCACAAUUCUUACCAUCUGGAGUUAAUUUAGCAGAAAGGUGUGGAUGUAUAUUUGUCUUUCAAUCCACUCAAUAAAAUGUGACACGUUACUGUAAACUCCAGGUCCCAAAACCUUGGAAAAGCAGACAGAGCCCCAGGAUGUUAAACCAAACAAAGUCCAGCGCCCUGCAGGUUGCUCGCACACAAGUGGUCCUCCACUGUCACCCUGCAACAGAAGAGGGAAAAUCAGUCUCUUAUACAUGUGGCUAGCAGUCAUGGUUAAAGCUACGUCACAGUUCCUACAGCCAUUUGCCUUUAGUAAAUAACUCAGCUGUAAAAACCAGCUGCUCUGCUGAACAAUGUAGCAGCACACAGCAUUACCAGUAUUUAUUACAUUUGUACCAAAAAUUACCUGCAAAAGGCUCAUACAAAUUAAAAAGUUAACUAAUAUAGAUUAACCCUAGAGUCUUCAAGCAGCAUUUAAUUAUCAUGAAAUUGUUUACAUCAGUAGUAACAAUAAUAGUAAUAAUAAUAAAAGUUUGUUUAAAAUGUGUAAAUAGAUGGUUGUCAUUCCUAUAAUAAAGUAUGCUAUACCUAAUAAACAUCACACUACUUUGAUUUCUAAAAGCAAUUUUGACUGUUUCCAUAGAGAGAAGCCUACCAUGCAAGAGUCCACAGUGCCAGAUUCAUAGCCAGCACACAGCAUCCUGCUGGUGAUGAUUUUCAUGUCAAAGUAUGACUGGCAUUGUUCUAAGGAAAUGAUGCGAACCUCUCCUUCUUGAAGCUUGAAAGGCACUGAUAAACAGAAUUAAGCAUUAAACUAUAUGCAAACACACAAAUACUUAGCUAUGAUGGCUGUUUGAGAUAUGAGAAACAUUUUCAUUGGGAUGAAUUUUUAAUAUUGCUCUAUGUAUAUUAAAUGUAAGGAGUGAAGAAUCUCCCUUUAGCACAAAGCCAAGGUGAAAGCAAGUGUGUUUUUGCACUAUUGCAUUGCAGGAUUUGUGACUGUCAUGCUCCUGAGCCAGGAGCAUUAUGUGUUGCAUUCUGGAGAAGGACUGAGCACUAGUGUGAUGCUGUUUAUUGAACAUUCGCACCUUGACAUGAUAUGGUGUGGGAUUUCUAAGACAGGGGCAGCAGUGGUUGGAAAACAGUCAUAUGAGGAAGGUGAAGUUUGAUUCACUGUUCCAUGGCAGGAUCUCCCUGUUUCUUUUGUUUCUCAUGGUAAAGCCUGGUAUAAUCAAAGCCGUUUUGAGUUGUUUGGGUAAAUUUGACUUACAGAAUGUAUCAGGGAAUCAGAAUUCAAAGCUUAUUGAAAUGAUUGUAUCACUUUCAGGAGACAAUAAAGGACUUUUUUGUAGACUGGACAACUGAGUGAGCUCGAAUUCUAAUCAAGUUGUUCAAUCUAGGUGGUGCAGUAAUAAAUGGUUUUUGAUGCUUCCUAACAUAAAACCUUUAAAAGCAACACUGACCACAUUAGAGAACAAGAACCUUUUUCCAUUUACCAGUGCUGUGAAAGAGUUUUUUUGGGCUUUUUUUCCUGACAUUACAUAGAGAUAUUUUUAGAUGGAUAAAUCUGCUAGUAAAAGCCUGCACACACUCCUCAUGUGUGCAGUUUAAUUUUUACCCCAUUUGACCCAGCCACUGCAGCUGAAGUCCCACCUGAAGCAAAAUGGAAAGGAAAAUUUCCUUCUCCCGUGUACAGAAAAGCCAUCCCUAGUAAUUACUAUAAUAAUAGCAAAGGGAGAAACACAAUGGCUAGUACAUUAACAGGGUUGGGGCAGGCUAAUUUGCAUAUGAUUCAUGCAGAAUCAUUUUUCCUGAACAAAGAUUUACAUAACAGUUCUUGUCAUGGGACGCAAGGAUUGCAGUAGCCAAAGAACAAGAAAACACACUAACAUUCUGUUCAAAUACAAAACCAACAGCUGUGAUUAUGGAAUAAAUUGUGUCACAAGUA
This is a messenger RNA of Pipra filicauda (Wire-tailed manakin), 13738 nucleotides long. RefSeq names its product ATPase phospholipid transporting 10D (putative) (gene ATP10D). The transcript has 23 exons. The coding region runs from base 85 to 4518 and encodes 1477 amino acids. Lineage: Eukaryota; Metazoa; Chordata; Aves; Passeriformes; Pipridae. The record is from RefSeq and is a predicted model, not a curated record. Gene Ontology annotation, biological process: phospholipid translocation. Gene Ontology annotation, cellular component: plasma membrane. Gene Ontology annotation, molecular function: ATP binding; magnesium ion binding; ATP hydrolysis activity.